Messenger RNA from Lotus japonicus, 603 nucleotides. RefSeq lists its product as uncharacterized. The record is from RefSeq and is a predicted model, not a curated record. The coding region runs from base 1 to 603 and encodes 200 amino acids. The transcript has a single exon. NCBI's taxonomy places the organism in Eukaryota, Viridiplantae, Streptophyta, Magnoliopsida, Fabales, Fabaceae.
AUGGACAACCCAGGAGCUCCAGGGAUUGGGAAAGGAAAUCCGGGAAUUUUAGGUAAAGGGAAGGGGAAGGGGAAGGGAAAUCCAGGAAUUUUAGGUAAGGGGAAGGGGAAUGGGAAGGGAAAGGGAAAUUCAGGAAUUUUAGGUAAGGGGAAGGGGAAGGGGAAGGGAAAUUCGGGAAUUUUAGGUAAAGGGAAGGGGAAGGGAAAUCCAGGAAUUUUAGGUAAGGGUAAGGGGAAGGGGAAGGGGAAGGGGAAGGGAAAUUCAGGAAUUUUAGGUAAGGGGAAAGGGAAGGGAAAUCCGGGAAUUUUAGGUAACGGGAAGGGGAAGGGAAAUCCAGGAAUUUUAGGUAAAGUGAAGGGAAAGGGAAAGGGGAAGGGAAAUCCAGGAGGUCCAGAAGGUCCAGGUGAGGGAAAGGGAAAUCCAGGAAUCUUAGGUAAAGGGAAAGGACAUGGGAAGGGAAAUCCGGGAAUUUUAGGAAAGGGGAAUGGAAAAGGAAAGGGAAAUCCAGGAAUUCCAGGUAAGGGAACCGUAGGAGUUUCAGGUACGGGUACUCCAGGCACUUCGGGUAUAGGAAAUCCAGGAACUCCAGGUAAGGGUGCUUGA